AUUCGCGAAUGAAAUAACCAACAAACAAAAAAUAUAUACAUUUAAACCAAAGCAUACAACAAACCAACAUCAACGUAUAAAUGCAAAUAUAAACAAACAUAAAACAAACAAAAAAUAUGAUGCAAAUUCGUAUGAAAAACAAUUAGCAACAUCCACAAGCUCUUCAAUGGUUGAGCCACGAUUUGAUUCAGUUUCUUCAACACCAGAACCGACGCCAGAGUCGUCGCAGCUCCCAGAGCUACCACACAGUCCCGCACCGCAGCUGGAGAAGCCGAGCGCCGAGGAGGUGGCCAGAGCAGCAAUCGAAGCGGCUGUUGCCAAUGGCAUCACCAGCAUCACCACAACGACCACCACCAACAAAGUUGUGGAGACCACUGAGCCAAGCAGUCCGAAUGCCAAUUCAGUGGCUGCAACAGCAACGGCAACAGCAGCCACAACAGUGAAGACAGAGGAGACGAUUCGUGAAGUGAUUGCAGAUGCCAAGGAAACAACAACGACGACGACGACGACAACAACAGCCACAAAAACAGUGAAUGGCAACAAUAAUGAAGAAGAAGCUACAGCAGCAGCGAUCAACAACAGCAGCAACAGCAACAGCUCGAAUUCAGCGCCAGCGAGCAGCACAGCAAAAGAGCCGGGAAAGCAGCCAAAAGAACUGCCGGAUGGUCAGUUGGGUGCCAAUGGCAAUUCGAGUUCGCUUGAGGAGCAUAAGCAAAAGAAACUAGAUGCCAACACAGCUGAUUUGCCACCUGGUGUGCUAUAUCGCGUGAAGGCGACCUACGGCUACGUUAAGGAAGAUGUCGAUGAACUGAGCUUUGAAAUUGGCGAUACCAUACGUGUCAUUGAGUACGACGAUACCGAGUAUCAGGUAAUGCUAUCCAAGCUAUCCACCAUGCUUGCCAAUCCAUGUACCGUGUUUCAUCUCUUCCCCCAAUCAUUGAGAAUUAACGCAUACGCUCGUUGCCCCUCCAAAUGCACGCGGAUGCACAUUUAUUCGACACAGUGA
Molecule: messenger RNA, 1006 nt
Organism: Drosophila nasuta
Lineage: Eukaryota; Metazoa; Arthropoda; Insecta; Diptera; Drosophilidae
Exons: 2
Coding region: 167-1006 (279 amino acids)
Cellular component (GO): plasma membrane
Molecular function (GO): phospholipid binding; protein binding
Source: RefSeq, a predicted model, not a curated record